Molecule: messenger RNA, 2241 nt
Organism: Trichoderma atroviride IMI 206040
Lineage: Eukaryota; Fungi; Ascomycota; Sordariomycetes; Hypocreales; Hypocreaceae
Biological process (GO): carbohydrate catabolic process
Molecular function (GO): alpha-galactosidase activity
Source: RefSeq, a predicted model, not a curated record
AUGUUUGAGUCUCCCUCUCCAAGGCGGCUGGUGGCUGCUCUCACCGUAGCUGCCAGCUUGGUGGCCUCGGCUGGUGCAGCAAGUCCCAUCUCGGUCUCGGGCAGAUCCUUUGCUCUCAACGGCGACAACGUCUCGUACCGCUUCCACGUCGACGACGACUCCAACGACCUCAUUGGUGAUCACUAUGGCGGCCCAGCCACCGAAGACGGCGUCUUCCCGCCCAUCAUUGGCCCCAUCCAAGGCUGGGUAGAUCUCAUCGGCCGGCAGCGUCGUGAAUUCCCCGACCUGGGCCGAGGAGAUUUCCGCACUCCGGCAGUGCACAUCAAACAGUCGGCAGGCUACACAGUCAGCGAGUUCCAGUACAAAUCACACAGCAUUGUCAAGGGCAAGCCCGCGCUGCAGGGCCUGCCGUCGACGUUUGGCGAUGCCGGCGAUGUGUCGACGCUGGUUGUGCACAUGUACGACAACUAUAGCUCGGUGGCGGCGGAUCUGACAUACUCCAUCUUCCCCAAGUACGAUGCUAUUGUACGCAGCGUCAACAUCACCAACAAUGGCAAGGGUAACAUCACUAUCGAGAAGCUUGCCAGUCUGAGUGUCGAUCUGCCAUAUGAGGAAUUUGACAUGCUGGAGCUGAAGGGCGACUGGGCUCGUGAGGGAAUGCGGGUGCGCCGCAAGGUGGACUAUGGUCUCCAGGGAUUUGGAAGCACGACUGGAUACUCGUCUCAUUUGCACAACCCCUUCUUCUCGCUCAUCACGCCCACGACGACCGAAUCACAAGGCGAAGCGUGGGGCUUCUCUCUGGUGUAUACAGGCUCAUUCUCCGUAGAGGUUGAAAAGGGCUCUCAGGGGCUUACACGCGCUGCCAUUGGCGUCAACCCCUUUCAGCUCUCUUGGCCACUUGGACCGGGCGAGACUUUUACCACCCCCGAGGCUGUUUCUGUCUUCUCAAACACUGGAGUUGGCGGAAUGUCGAGAAAGUUCCACAGUCUCUAUCGUCAGCACCUCAUCAAGAGCAAGUUUGCGACCCAAAUGCACCCCGUCCUACUCAACAGCUGGGAGGGCCUUGGAUUCGAUUACAACGACACUACCAUUUUGCAUCUGGCGCAAGAGUCUGCUGACCUCGGCGUCAAGCUGUUUGUCUUGGACGAUGGCUGGUUUGGUAACAAGUAUCCCCGCGUAACUGACAACGCUGGCCUCGGAGACUGGGUUGCCAAUCCUAAGAGAUUCCCCCAAGGGAUGCCAGAUUUCGUCAGCAAUGUCACCAAGUUAAAGGUGGCCAACUCGUCAGACCACCUCGAGUUUGGUCUCUGGUUUGAGCCAGAAAUGGUCAACCCGAAUUCGAGCCUGUACCACGAGCACCCCGACUGGGCAAUCCACGCUGGGUCGUAUCCGCGGACACUGACAAGAAACCAGCUGGUCUUGAACGUGGCCCUCCCUGAAGUACAAGACUUUAUCAUCGAGUCGCUGUCCAACAUCCUCGGCAACGCCAGCAUCUCAUACGUCAAGUGGGACAACAACCGCGGCAUCCACGAAACCCCCUAUCCAGGCCUCGACUACGCGUACAUGCUAGGCCUUUACCGUGUCUUUGAGACGCUGUCAUCCAAAUUCCCCAACGUGCGCUGGGAAGGCUGUGCCUCUGGCGGAGGUCGUUUUGACCCUGGUGUCUUGCAGUACUUUCCGCACAUCUGGACAUCUGACGACACAGACGCAGUUGAGCGCAUCGCCAUACAGUUUGGCACCUCGCUGGUCUACCCACCGUCGGCCAUGGGCGCUCACGUCUCUGCGGUGCCCAACGGCCAGACUGGACGCACCACGCCCAUUGCUUUCCGCGCCCACGUCGCCAUGAUGGGAGGAUCCUUUGGCUUUGAGCUCAACCCGGCCAACAUGCCCGAAGACGACAAGGCCCAGAUCCCCAGCAUCAUUGCCCUGGCCGAAAAGGUGAAUCCCAUUGUCGUCAAGGGCAACCAGUGGCGACUGAGCCUGCCGGAAGACUCCAACUGGCCGGCGGCGCUGUUUAUCUCGGACGACGGCAGCGAGGCGGUGCUGUUCUAUUUCCAGAUCAAGGCGAAUAUCAACAAUGCCUGGCCGGUGCUGCGGCUGCAGGGACUGGAUGCGUCUGCGUCGUACAAGAUUGAUGGCAACCAGACGUUUUCGGGGGCGACGCUGAUGAAUAUCGGGCUGCAGUACCAGUUUAAUGGCGACUAUGACAGCAAGGUGGUGUUUUUGGAGAAGCAGAAGUAG